Molecule: messenger RNA, 1602 nt
Organism: Tigriopus californicus
Lineage: Eukaryota; Metazoa; Arthropoda; Copepoda; Harpacticoida; Harpacticidae
Exons: 4
Coding region: 753-1403 (216 amino acids)
Source: RefSeq, a predicted model, not a curated record
CCCUACGAAUAUUUGAGGGCAGCAAAUUGAACAAUGAAGGAGCCCGAGAAAGAAGAGAGUUGGACUUCAUUGUUUUAACUAGUUUGGAUUCUCGAGGGCUUGAAUGUGCUCUCAAAACGCACAUUAAGCCUCUACGGUCACUAGAAUUGACCCUAAAUCCUGGGUUGGGACAAAGCUCAUGAAUGCUUUUGAAGACCUACAGUAUCAGAUACCUUUCGUACCUUCUCUGAGUACUGUACAAUCCCAACCGUUCUAACCUCUCCCAAUACAAGAGCUCUCUCAUAUCUUCAAUGUUCCUGGUAAAACAUCUUUGGACCUGCUCGAGCUUUUGCAAACCUGCUGAACUAAUUGGAACCCAAAUGGCGAGCCAUAUUCAAGAUGCGGCUGAACAAUCGACUUGUACAGAGUUAGCAUCGUGACAUUAUCUCUGGACUUAAACGUGCGAUAUAUCCAAUCACAUGUUUGAAAAGCCUUACCAACUUUCAACUGGAUAUGCUCAUCGAACUUUCCAUUAUCUUGGAGGACGUUUUUUUUUGUUGUUCUCUGCCUCAUUUCAGACUAGCAAAUAUGUUUGUUCUCAUCAGGAGUAGGUGGAAUCGAGAACACAUUUGUUGACGAAUCUACCAGUUUGCCUCUCAGCUAUCAGUUUGCUUUCACCAGCCAACCAUUCACCACUGCUCCUUACUCUCAUCCGAUCCAAAGGCAUCUCGCCAGUUUCUUUUAUACCAACCUUUGAGCAAGUCCAAAUCAACAUGAUGAUUGCAAAUACAUGCCUUUUGGUCACUUUAACGAUCUUAAUCCAUGGACAAGUUGGUAAAUCCCAUUUCGCCUCCUUUCGUCAAGCCACUGACUCGUUAAAGAGUGAUACCCCAAGAAUCUCCGUUGGCGAAAUGAAAGAUCGUUUGGAAUCCGAUGAGGGCUCCGGAAUAAUGGAAACGAUGUUAAAUGUGGGAGAAUGUCAAGGAACUGGCUCUGAAGUUUUUAACAUUGACCUGCAGAAUCCGAGUGGAUGUUAUAUUUUCCAAACCACUGGAUUCAACAUGGGGGGAUAUCCGAAUAAUACAGGACGUUUUUCUCGAUACUUCUGCGAAUACGCCAUUCAGUUUGGGGCUACUGUAAGUGGAACGGUGACCGUUAAAGAAAAAGAUUUCCAGUUCCAAGAACCGAAGAGUGAUGGAUCUUGCGCUGAUUAUGUAAGAGUUUUUCGUGUGAACGAUGAACAGCAAGAAAAUGAUAAUAGUGACUCCGAUGACCGAAAUUCGCGUACAGAUGCCAUUGAUUAUUGUGGCACAAUUACAGAAGACAAGAUCCGCGAUUUCUCUACCAAUAAAUUUAUCAUUGCAUUAUACGCCGACGGAUCAGUGAACGGCAACGGAGCCGAGAUUGUUUUCUGCAUUGAUUAGAAGAGUUGGGGGUCAAAAGCCCGAUUCUAUGUUUUUACCACUUUUAUGUACUAUGAAGUGAUUAUUUUGGUUGAUUUGUUUUUCUUUUAUUUUGACAGACUUCAUAGUUUCGAACAUGUAGAUUAAAUGAAAUAUUUGGUGUUCAUGUGAGCGAGCUUUGUGUGAAAAUAAAGAACAGAGAAUCAUUUCAAGAACACAA